Messenger RNA from Capronia epimyces CBS 606.96, 2232 nucleotides. RefSeq names its product eukaryotic translation initiation factor 3 subunit B. The record is from RefSeq and is a predicted model, not a curated record. Gene Ontology annotation, molecular function: translation initiation factor binding; translation initiation factor activity; RNA binding. NCBI's taxonomy places the organism in Eukaryota, Fungi, Ascomycota, Eurotiomycetes, Chaetothyriales, Herpotrichiellaceae. Bases 1 to 2232 code for a protein of 743 amino acids. Gene Ontology annotation, biological process: translational initiation. Gene Ontology annotation, cellular component: eukaryotic translation initiation factor 3 complex. The transcript is spliced from 4 exons.
AUGGCUCCUAGCUUUGACAAGCUCUCCGAGCACGACUUCGAGGAUGAUCUCGAGAACAUUGACUUCAGCGACCUCAAGGAACGAUAUGAUGUGCGAAUGGAAGAGGGGCUUGAUACCUUUGUCGUCGUCGAUGGUUUGCCCAUUGUAUCCGAAGAGCAGAAACCGAAACUCGUUAAAUUCUUACUGAAGAGGUUAAACUCGGUGGGGAGGAUAAAGGAUGGCGAAGAGUCGAUUUUCAUGCCCAUGAACGAACAGGGAAUGUCUGAAGGAUUUGCAUUUGUCGAAUAUUCGACUCCGGAGCAGGCGAUCGCGGCUACCAAGCAACUCCAUGGAACAGCGCUCGACAGGAGACAUACCAUAGCGGUGAACAAACUCACAGACAUCGAAAAAUAUGGAAGAGAGGGAAGGAUUGACGAAGAUUUUGUUCCCCCCGCAACCGAACCGUUCCAGGAGGAAGAACAUCUUCGGUCCUGGCUCUUCGACCCUGCUGCUCGGGAUCAGUUCGCAAUGUUUCGCGGUGACAAUGUUGGCGUGUUCUGGAACAACAAGAAAGGAUCCCCUGAGCCUGUUGUUGAUCGCAAACACUGGACACAACUGUUUGUCUCAUGGUCGCCACAAGGGACGUAUCUUGCUUCUAUCCAUCAGCAGGGGGUUCAACUCUGGGGUGGUCCGUCUUUCAAGCGAAUCCGACAGUUUCCCCAUCCAUUUGUUAGCUUGGUCGAAUUCUCUCCUGGUGAAAAGUAUCUGACAACCUGGUCAAACCAACCUAUUACCGUGGAGGAGGGGAAAGGCCCUCUGACAAUUGAUGAAGAAGGCAAGCACAUAGUUAUCUGGGACAUUGCCACUGGCAAGCCUCUCAGAUCAUUUGUGGCUCAUGACCUUACACCUCCUCCUGGGGCUGAUGCCAGCGCAAUCCCUCCCAAAGCCAAAGUUCAAUGGCCAGCUUUCAAAUGGUCCGCCGACGAAAAAUACGUGGCCAGAAUGAAACCGCAUGAGAGUCUUUCAAUCUACGAGCUUCCCCGGAUGAAUAUGCUGGAUAAGGCCUCGAUAAAGAUCGAAGGGAUCAUGGAAUUCGAAUGGGCUCCGGCUAUAACCCAAAGAGAAGGGGUCAAGACCUACGAGUCGCUGCUCACUUUCUGGACACCUGAAAUUGGUUCAAAUCCAGCCAAAGUCGCAUUGAUGUCCAUUCCCAGCAAAGAGAUUGUCCGAACACGAAACCUCUUCAAUGUCACCGAUGCGAAACUUCAUUGGCAAUCUGAGGCAAAGUUCAUUUGUGUCAAGGUGGAUAGACACUCCAAGUCCAAGAAAUCCCUAGCGACGAACCUUGAAAUCUUUCGCAUCAAAGAGAAGGGGGUACCUGUUGAAGUUGUUGACAGUCUCAAGGACACUGUCAUCAAUUUCGCAUGGGAACCAAAAGGUGAUCGGUUCGUCAUUAUUACUGCAGGUGAAGCCGUUGCUGGCUCAAACACUUUCCCCAAAACAGCUGUGGCAUUCUUCGCCCCUGAAAAGAUCAAGGGUGCAGGGACCGGUGCCUUCAAGCACGCCCGCACUUUCGACAAGAAGAACAGCAAUGGCAUCUAUUGGUCGCCGAAAGGUCGUUUUGUGGCCAUUGCCACCGUCAGUGUCCAGCAGCACUCCGAUAUUGACUUCUACGAUCUCGACUACGAGGGCGAGAAGCCCGAGAGUGAAGCUCAUCUGGCUGCUAACGUGAUGCUUAUGAAUACUGAGGACCAUUACGGCAUGACGGAUGUCGAGUGGGAUCCUACAGGCAGAUACGUUGUCACAAGUGCCAGUUCGUGGACACACCAGAUGGAAAACGGCUACCGGCUUUGGACCUUCUACGGCAAACUCCUCUACGAUGCACCAACAGAAAAAUUCAAGCAGCUGAUCUGGCGCCCUCGGCCGCCGACUGUGUUGUCCAAGGAGGAGCAGCGCACCAUCCGGCGGAACCUCCGCGAGUAUUCAAAGGAGUUUGACGAAUUGGACAAGGAAUUGGAGGAGGGCGCAAACCAAGCCGUCAUCGAUACCCGACGGAGACUCUACCAGGAGUGGUACAGCUGGGUGGCAGAGGAGAAGGAACUACUCAGACAAGAGCGGGAAGAGCUGGGCCUUCCGGACCCGGAGACCGAGCUGAAGCUCAUACGUACGCGCAGCGCUGAGGCGGACGGCGUGAAGGUGGUUGAGGAGGUGGUCGAAGAGGUCAUCGAGGAGACCGAGGAAAUUGUGCAGUGA